Molecule: messenger RNA, 1794 nt
Organism: Fusarium odoratissimum NRRL 54006
Lineage: Eukaryota; Fungi; Ascomycota; Sordariomycetes; Hypocreales; Nectriaceae
Exons: 1
Coding region: 121-1548 (475 amino acids)
Source: RefSeq, a predicted model, not a curated record
UUCUCCUUACAUGACCGACGCACUGACUUUCUUUGCGGCCAUGUUCUUUGCCUCGCAAAUAUAUAAGAGUGAACACCACGAAUUGUUCUUGAGUCCUCAACUCACCUCAUAUUGUUCAUUAUGGAACUGUCUGCUAUGAAUCGUAACCCAUUAGGGGCUCCAGCCUCUUCUGGCUGCUCAACAGCAUCUCUGCUCUCGUCCCUGAGAAACUAUCAUCACAUCCAGGUCGAUAAGCAUUUUCGCCGUCGAGAAAAGACCCCUGCGAUCCCUGCAUCCCCCGAGCCCAGCAUGCCGAUACCGCAGUCCAUAAGUGUCGGUAUCGAGUUGGAGUUUAUGGUUGCACUGCAGAUCCCAAACUCCGACGCCGUGACUGGUGAGGCUCGAUGGGCCUGUCCUACAACGCCGGAAGCUUUCCUAGGCCUCGUGAUGGGAGACUACAAAGACAUCGAGCCGUCUUGUAUUCACAAGGUAUGCGAAUUGAUCGCCAACAGCGGGGUCUCCGUCUCGUGUAGCCUCAUACCUCCUUCGCCUAUCAGCCCUGCCCAGAUACCUGGCACUGCAAUUCUUCCGCUCACAGAUAAUAGCGGAGACAUUCGAGCUUGGAAUAAUGAGUCUGUUAGUGGACCAGUGUCCAAGACUGAUUUUUGGUUCAUUGUUCCAGAGCGUCACAUCACCAGAGACUGCGUUAGUAAGUCCGGAAUGACACCUUCAAACAAGUACGACUGGUAUGGAACUGAACUCAACAGCCCUAUUCUCACUCGGCCUGAAGAGUUCAGUCAGGGGCUACCUACCCUAAGAAAGUGCCUUGCGGCAGUGCAGGGCGGCAUGGUAGUUGGACUCAAUUCUGGCUGUGGACUACACCUUCACGUCAACGACGCCGGCAGCAUGCAGCUAGAGACUGCGCUGCGCCUUGCAUCUUUAGUCUGGCUGCUGGAAGAUACUCUGCUGUACCCUCUGUGCCAUCCCUUCCGCUCGACUUCUCCUUACUCGGCGCGUAUCAGCGUUGAAUCUCGAAUCGCCAUGGAAAGGGGUGAACCAACAGUGUACGGCGAGGGCGCAGCUCUUGUUGAAGCACUCGGAGAGGUCAUGCGACAGCUCCACUGGCGCAAGAAAGUUGACAGAGGUCUGCUGGGAUCUAUGAAACGCCUGUGGUCGGAAACGAGCCUGGCUAGCUUGGGCAUCGCACUCCGAAAAUUCGAUGAAGGAUCCCUUCACACAACCACCCGCUGUGCACUGGUUGUGUCCAAGUACGACACUAUCGAGUUCCGGUACCCCGAGUCCACGUUUGACGUCGACUUUAUUGCCGGCUGGGCUGACUUGGUGCGACAUUUGUACGCGGUUGCGAUGAGACCUCAGGUGGGAUUUCAUCAAAUCCUCUGUCGUGUAUAUGAACUUGUGACCCGUGAUCAGAUGCCUGGAUGGUCAGCCAUGUUGGGGGCGAUUGGCUUCCAGGGCGAUGCCAGUCGCUGGCAGCGACAUAUCAAUGAGUACGGUGAUACUCUGAGCAACCUUGACAAGCAGGGUAUCCUUCAAAAUAUUGGGCAGUAAAUGGGGCGUUUUAAACGAAUAUUCUUGCAGAACCGGAGCAUGAUGGUCUUUGGGUGUAUGGUAAUUGGUCGGUGGGAUAGACUGGUUGAUUUGAUCGCGACUUGGCUAAAGGAGAAAAGCAAAAUCCUACACUGGCUUGGUCAAAAGGACGGAGCAUGGAGUCUGGAGUCUGGAUUGGGGAAAAGGGAAACCUGCAGAUUUGGCUAUCUGGGUAAAUCGAUUGAAAUUGACUUUAUAGAAAACGAC